This is a messenger RNA of Lodderomyces orthopsilosis Co 90-125, 225 nucleotides long. RefSeq lists its product as uncharacterized. Bases 1 to 225 code for a protein of 74 amino acids. The record is from RefSeq and is a predicted model, not a curated record. NCBI's taxonomy places the organism in Eukaryota, Fungi, Ascomycota, Pichiomycetes, Serinales, Debaryomycetaceae. The transcript has a single exon.
AUGUCCUUUAUUGCAUCAACUAUACUUACUUUUGGGUUUGUUUUUGUUUAUUGGUUGUAUAUAGAAUGGGAAUGUGGGAAACAUAUCACUGAUGGAGUUAGUGGAUAUCCGUAUCCAUUCUUAAAGGGAAAGAGCCAAUGGCAGAGAUUUUUGUGUAUUUCUGUGUUUGGCAUCACAGCCUGUUGUAAUUGGUUUAUCUUGUGUAUAAGAAGUACAACUUUAUAG